Ceraceosorus bombacis is the source of this 1101-nucleotide messenger RNA. The record is from the annotation of a GenBank genome assembly. Lineage: Eukaryota; Fungi; Basidiomycota; Exobasidiomycetes; Ceraceosorales; Ceraceosoraceae.
AUGACCGCCGCAACAAGCAGACCUACUGGCGAGCCUGCAGGCAGUCACGCCUGGACGCUGCAAUACCUGCGUCUACGUCUCAUUGCCAAUGUCCUCUUUUGUCUCCUUCGACCUCUCGCUCUGAUCGGCUACUAUUUCCGCUCCUACAACGAGCACGUUCCAUCCGGAGCAGUGUCGCGUCGAACGAUUUACAUUCGCGCACCUUCCACCCGUCGACGAUUGCCCAUCAUCAUCUACACGCCUACAGGCGUCUCCAAGCCUCGCGGUACCAUACUGAAUUGGCACGGCUCCGGUUUCGUCUUGCCCAAUCACGGCUUGGAUUCGCUCUUCUGUUCCCACAUGGCCGCACGACUAGAGUGCACCGUGCUAGACGUCGACUAUGUCAAAGCUCCCAAAUGGCCCUUUCCCUGGGCAGUGCGCGAAGUGAGCGACGUGCUGAGUUGGUUUUUCGAGCGCGCAAAGGUGGAACAGGGACUGGAUACGGAUUACGUAGCCUUGAGCGGAUUCUCCGCCGGCGGCAAUCUCUCCUUGGUCGGCAGCACGCUCUUCACCAAGCAGGCAGACGCGCAGGAGGAUAGGAUUCAAGCCAUCGCUUGCUUCUAUCCCGUCACCGAUUUCACCAAGCCCGACGGCUCCAAAUCCGCCCCAGGUGGCAAACCUCCCAGUCUGCUCGUACGUCUAUUCAAAUUUUUCAGCCAAUCUUAUAUUCCCAAGGGCACCAACGUGCGCGAUCCUCGUCUAAGCGUUCUGUUGGCCCCCUCCGAAAGCUUUCCAAAGAGGGUGUGGAUCGCAGCAGGCGAUCUGGAUACGCUGUACACUGACGGACAAGACCUGAUCAACAAGCUCAACAAGGAGCGUCCCUCUUCCGCUCAAGAUGAGCAAGUGCGCGCUACGUUUAUCACCGCCACGCAGAGAAAACAUGGAUGGGAUCAGGAACCUAAUACAAAGAGCAAAAAGGAGGGAGCAAAGUACUACGAACUCGUGGUGGAUGAGAUCAGAGAGGCUUGGAGGUUAAAGGCGCAAGGCAGUCGAUCUAGCUCCGACGGUCAGCCCGUCAGUGCAGCCAACGCCGCCAACGCCGCCAUCAAGGGCAAAUUAUAG